Molecule: messenger RNA, 558 nt
Organism: Daphnia magna
Lineage: Eukaryota; Metazoa; Arthropoda; Branchiopoda; Diplostraca; Daphniidae
Product: cysteine proteinase inhibitor 1-like
Exons: 1
Coding region: 75-476 (133 amino acids)
Molecular function (GO): cysteine-type endopeptidase inhibitor activity
Source: RefSeq, a predicted model, not a curated record
CUCUGCUUUUUAAUUUUGUCGAAAGUCGACUAGUUGCCACCAGCUUUUGAACCUACACUUCGUUUCACACGCAGAUGAAGAGGAUGUCCCCUAGUGUGAUGACGUUUUUGCUUUCUUUGUUCGUCGUGUUGACCUUCGACGAGGCCAAUUCGUCUUUACUCGACGAACGACAGAUCCGUUCGGCAGGUGGAUACUCGUCCGUCAACGUAGAAGACGUCGACGUCAGGGAAAUGGCCGACUUUGCCACCAACGCCAUAUCGCUGAGCAGCAACUUUGGACCGUCUCAUCUCGUCAGGAUCGUUAAGGCGGAGAAGCAAAUCGUGGCCGGUGCGAACUACAAAUUGACUCUUGAACUGAACAGCAUCGUAGACGGAGAUAUUGUUUGUGACGUCAUCGUUUUCGAUCAGCCUUGGACCGAUACACGUAAACUGAGCGAAUCCAGUUGCAUGGCAGUUUGCACAAGCUCAGAUGUCUAAUUUUUUUUUGUUAUUAAAUUAAUUCAACUAGUGCAGUUUAUUUGUAGCCCAUCCUUUUAAUAAACCACACCGUUACACAAAA